Molecule: messenger RNA, 283 nt
Organism: Dentiscutata erythropus
Lineage: Eukaryota; Fungi; Glomeromycota; Glomeromycetes; Diversisporales; Gigasporaceae
Source: the annotation of a GenBank genome assembly
AAAGUUACAUAAAAAUGAAAUUUCAAAAGCUAAACAUGAUUCGGAAAUCUCUUUAUACAAACCUCUUAAAAAUAAUGUUGAAUCACUAAUUGAAAAGCUCACUAAGCUAGAUAUAAAUGAAGAUAAUCAAAAAUUAAAAGAACAGAAUAAUCAACUUAACAUGAAAAUUAACAAAUAUCACAAUAUCAUCCAAAAGACUUAUGGGUUUUUCAAUUUAGAUAGAAUAGAUUUUGAUAAACUUUCAGAUUUAGUUAUUGAACUUAACAAUGUUUGCGAAGUCUAG